AUGCUCCCUGAAGGAGGAGGAGGAGCCGAGGCCCGGGACUGGCAUUUGGACAUGCAGCUGACCGGCAAGUUGGUGCUAUCUGCCGCUGCCCUGCUCCUGGUGACUGCAGCCUACAGGCUGUACAAGUCAAGGCCUGCCCGAGCCCCGCGGUGGGGCAGGAGCCCCAAGGCCAAGGCUGAGGAGGAGGCAGAAGGCUCCGGGCAGCCUGAAGUCCAGGAGGCUGUUCCUGGGGCACCCCAUAGGGGGCUGAGAUGCCGGAGAGGAAGCAAGGGGCCUGGCGUACCGUUGGGCUGCAGCGGGGAGAACCCGGGGGGCCCCCAGGUCCUGGCAACAGGAGCCUCUUCCAGCGACUUGGAAGCCAGAGAGACUUGGAAGCCAGAGAGGAAAGGAGCUGGUGAGCAUCAGGGUGGGCAGUGCCCGGGGUCUGGCCUGGCACCUCCUCUCUGCAGUGGCAGCAAGCCUGAGCUGCCCCCCUGCCCCCAUCUGGGCAGUGAACCCCAAAGCUCCCCAACUGUCCUUGCUGUGGUGGACGGCAGUGGUGUGGGGGUUGAGCCUGCUCCCAGGCGGGACGGCGGACUCCCCAAGCAGCCAGGGACUGGGGAGCAGGAGUCCCCCCACCAGCGCUGGAUGGCCCACUCAGAAGGCAAGAACGACGUGAGCAAGAACUGGGUGUUCACCCGCCUGAUGGGAGCCUGCAGGGAAGAGGCUGGGGCCCUCCAGGCUGCCUCAGACAUGGGCCUGGCCCUGCAUCAGCAGGAGGGGACCACUGACGCCUCCUACACCUUCUCAUCGGUGGCCCGGGUUCGAGUAAAGGAGAAUUUCGUACAGGAGAAGGGGAUCCGGCUGCAGGGCAAGGUGUAUGAGUACUAUGUGGAAUCCACCUCUCAGGCUACCUCUGGGGGCAGGCCGGCCCCCAGCACGGCAGCCCUGGCUGAGGCUCCACCUCCUGUGCCAGGCCCCGUGGGAACAGGGACCGUCCCCAGAGGGGACAGGGGAGGUGGAGCCAGUCCAGCCGCUUCCCCUCCGCCGGCGCUGUCGCCGCCCGUGCAGGGCUUUGGCAGGAAGGAGAGCCUCCUUCAGAUCGUGGAGAACCCCGAGCUUCAGCUGCAGCUCCAGGGCUUUGGGGGCCCUGCUCCACCCUGCGCAGACCAGGGGGCGCCGUCCAGCUGCCCCGGAUCCGCGGAGGCUCUGGAGGCCAGCUCGGCCGGAAGCAGCGGGGAGUCCAACCUGGAGCUCGUGGCCCGGACCAAUUUCUUCCACCUCCCUCUCUCCCCGGGUUCAGCCCCAGAUGUCCACCUGGAUCUGGGCAAUUGCUACGAGGUGCUGACCUUGGCCAAGAGGCAGAACCUGGAGCCCCUCAAGGAGGCCGCCUACCAGGUGAUGAGUGACAACUACCUCCAGGUCCUGCGCAGCCCGGACAUCUACGGACGCCUGAGCGGGGCAGAGCGGGAGCUGAUCCUCCAGCGGCGGCUGCGCGGCCGCAAGCACCUGGUGGUGGCCGACAUGUGCCCCCAGGAGGACUCUGGACGCCUCUGCUGCUAUGACGAUGAGCAGGAUGUCUGGCACCUGCUGGCCCAUCUGCCCCCAGAGGCUGUGUCCCGGGGCUGUACCAUCUGCAGUCUCUUCAACUAUGUCUUCGUGGUGUCCGGGUGCCAGGGGUCCGGGUGCCGGCCCUCCAACCGAGUCUUCUGCUACAACCCUCUGACCGAGAUCUGGAGCGAGGUGUGCCCCCUGAACCAAGCCCGGCCACACUGCCGACUGGUGGCCCUGGACGGGUACCUGUACGCCAUCGGGGGCGAGUGUCUGAACACAGUGGAGCGCUAUGACCCUCGCCUGGACCGCUGGACCUUCGCCCCGCCGCUGCCCAAGGACAGCUUCGCGCUGGCGCACACAGCCACGGCGUGUGCCGGGGACAUCUUCGUCACUGGAGGCUCGCUGCGCUACCUGCUGCUGCGCUUCUCGGCCCAGGAGCGGCGCUGGCAGGUGGCCCCCACGGCGGGCGGCAAGGACCGCACGGCAGAGAUGGUGGCAGUCGAUGGCUUUCUCUACCGCUUCGACCUCAACCGCAGCCUGGGCAUCAGCGUGCACCGCUGCAGCGCCAGCGCCCGUCUCUGGUACGAGUGCGCCACAAACCGGACGCCCUACCCGGACGCCUUCCAGUGCGCCGUGGUGGACAAGCUCGUGUACUGCGUGGGGCGCCGGCACACGCUGCUCUUCCUGGCUGACUACGUCUCGCCUAGGUUUGUGCCCAAGGAGCUGCAGAGCUUCCCCUCCCCGCAGGGCACCCUCCUGCCCACCGUCCUGACCUUGCCCAGCCCCCGUGUGCCUCAGACCACGGUCUAGCUGCCCCUCUGCUGGGCUCCUCCUGCAAAACUGGGGGCACAGGGCAGCUCCCACCCAUCGCUCCGUGGGCCAUUUCUGGGGGAUCAGGCAGCCAGGCAUUUGGCCAGCGGAAGGGGAAGCCUAGUCUUACUCGGGUUGCAGAGGGCAAGUGUGAAUCUAGAACUCUGGACUGGUGUUCCCAGCCGAGAACAGCUACAUGGCCAGGGAUGGCUUUAAGUCUGAACUUGGGGUGGGGGAGCUCCAGGACCCUAGCAAACUUCAGGGGCACAGCCUUGUCACAACCACGAUUCAGGUGCCAGUUGAUCCCCAGUGACCCCUUAGGAGAUGGGCCCCUUCCUAAAUAUGGCCCCUGGGCCCCAGUGCCCAAGGUUCCCAGAAGCACCUAGAAAAAUCAAGGGAGGUGGUUCGGGCAGGACAGGAAGGAGCCCAGGGCAGCCCCAGAGGGCCCAGCCAGAGGGGGGGAUGUUUGGAGAAGUUGAACAGCUAAAA
This is a messenger RNA of Molossus molossus (Pallas's mastiff bat), 2832 nucleotides long. RefSeq names its product kelch domain containing 7A (gene KLHDC7A). Lineage: Eukaryota; Metazoa; Chordata; Mammalia; Chiroptera; Molossidae. Gene Ontology annotation, molecular function: protein binding. The record is from RefSeq and is a predicted model, not a curated record. The coding region runs from base 1 to 2343 and encodes 780 amino acids. The transcript has a single exon.